UCCUGCCGGGCAGCGCGGACGGGGAAGAUCGGCGCGCCGCUGCGGAGGCUCCAUGGCUGCGGUCUACGGCGGCGUGGAGGGGGGGGGAACCCACUCCAAGGUGGUGCUGCUUUCCGAAGAUGGCAAGAUUCUGGCGGAGACAGAGGGGCCCUGCACCAACCACUGGCUGGUUGGCUCAGACAAGUGCCUGGAGCGGAUUGACGCCAUGGUCCAGGAAGCCAAAAAGAAGGCAGGGGGUGACCCACACACUCCUCUUCGCUCUCUGGGUCUCUCCCUGAGCGGAGGGGAGCAGAAGGAGGCCAUCAAGAAGCUCACUGAGGACAUGAAGACCCGCUUCCCACACCUGAGUGAGAAUUACUUUAUCACUACUGAUGCCACUGGGGCCAUGGCCACUGCCACCAACACUGGUGGUGUGGUGCUCAUCUCGGGAACUGGCUCCAACUGCAAGCUCAUCAAUCCUGAUGGCUCUCAGAUCAGCUGUGGAGGAUGGGGCCACAUGAUGGGCGAUGAAGGGUCAGCUUAUUGGAUUGCCCACCAGGCUGUGAAGAUUGUAUUUGAUGGCUUGGACAACCUGGAGGUCCCCCCACAUGACAUCAGCUAUGUCAAGCAGGCUAUGUUUGACUACUUCCAGGUUUCCGACAGAAUGGGGCUCCUGACUCACCUCUACAGGACCUUUGAGAAGUCAAAGUUCGCAGGGUUCUGCCAGAGGCUGGCCGAAGGAGCCAAGGCUGGGGACCCCCUGUGCUGUUACAUUUUCAGCAAGGCUGGAGAAGUCCUGGCACGACAUAUUGUAGCUGUGCUGCCAAAAAUUGACAAGGCCCUCCUGCAAGGUGACCCGGGACUGCCCAUUGUGUGCGUUGGAUCAGUGUGGAACAGCUGGGAGAUGAUGAAGGAAGGGUUCAUCCGGGUCCUUGACCAGGCCCACAGCGAGCACCUCAGCAGCGCCUUCUCCAAGUUCAGCCUCCUGAAGCUGAAGCAGUCCUCAGCACUGGGAGGGGCCAGCCUGGGGGCCAAGCACAUCGGCCAGGCUGUCCCUCUGGACUACACAGCCAACGUGGACAUCUUCUACACCCACUCCUUUGCCUAGAACCAGGCGCUAUGCCAUUCCAGGUUAUCCUUUUUGGUGUUUCAGUGCGUGGACUGUCUUCUCUGCUUUGCAAGGAGCCCAGUUCGUAUGAGCAGCUCACAUAAUGUCCUUUAACAAAAAGCUCAGUGUGGUCCCGGUGGCCACGUCGCACAGCACUGUGCCUGGGCAACGCAAACUUGGCUGGCAAGCUUUUACUCCUGCUCCCAAGGAGUCCAAGCAAGGGGGACGAUGCCUGGCCACCUCUUGCCAACCUGAGACAGAUGGUUCCUACCCCCCAUCCCUGGCCUGAGCCAGCUGAGAAAGGCCAUGCUUCUCUUGGGCAGAUCAGACUGAAAGAGGAGCUCAGCAAACAACAGUCCCAGAGCUGUGGGGUUGCCGCCAGCUGGAGAGUCAACAAGUUCAUCAGUGCAGGCCUGGCUGCUCUCCACUGUUUUGUUUCUUGACAAAAGCAAAGGCAUUAGACACCCCACUGAGUAAAGCUGGGAUCAACAUUUUUAGAUUAAAAGAUGUUUCAAAACAGUCUUGUGUCACUUGCUCUCCCCUCCCCUCCCCUCCACUGGCUUGCUGUUUUUGCCUAGCUUCCCAGACCACCUGUAACUGCCAUCAUGCUGCCCAGCCAGCUGUCCCCUUGCUCUGAAAUGGGGGCCUUGGCUAAAGGAAGCGUCUGCUGUACCCUGGUCCAGGCUGAUUCUCCCUCAGCAGCAGCAGCCCGGCAGGCCCAAAUUUGCUGCACAAUUUGAAGAUCCAAAAAGGCCCUUGGCACCACACCCAGCUCAAAAUCCAUUUAUUGAAGAAUGCAUUAUUGUAAAAAUGGGCAGCACAUAAUUGCAAAGACUUCCUCAGAAAGAAACCAGAGCUUGCAGAGUGGAGGAGGGAAGGGCCUUGCACAUCUGCUCUAAUUGUUCCACAGAUCACUCAUCCAACAAGCCUGUCACAAGGCUAAAAAAAUAAGCCCCGCUGCCCCACACAUCUUUUCCAAAGCAGAAUCCGGACCCAUGCCUGUUCUCCCCAAACCACCAGGCACCGAGGGGGAAAUGGGGCGGCUUUUCUGCUCCUGCCUGCGGCACUGAGGCUUCCUAUGUCAAUGUUUCCUGGAAGGAACUGGGGAAAGAGAUCCCAAUGUUGCCUCAGCCCUGCACAAGUUGCCGGGUCCCUUUCCCUGGAAAGAAGGCAGAGGCAGUCGGAUCCCCUCAGAGCAGCUCCAAGCUCACGCUCACAGCACGGGAGCUGUGUGAAAGGAGCCUCGGGUACCUGUCCCCUGCCAGCACUUUCUAUGGCAGCUGAGCUACAAGCCAAGCCCUGCCCUGCCCUGCCAGGGGCCAUGCUGGUAGGGAGAGGCCAGACUGAGGAAGGCUGGCUUCAGCAAAGAUUUGGGGGGGGUGAGGGAGGAGGAGGAACCACAUUAUUAAGCAGAGGAGGAAGCUGAGGUCUCACCUGCCCUCCUAACAAGCUUGUUUCCAGAAAGAGGUUCUGGGAAUCAAGUUGGUGUGGCUGCACAAAUGGAAGUUUGGAUCAUCCCAAAGAGAAAGCCAAUUUUUUUUUUUUUUGGUGAACAAGCGGGAGGGAAAUCUCUGCUUUAGGUGCACGCAACCUGGACUAGAGGCAGAGAUUCUCGGGGUUGCCCCAACCCCUUUGGAGGGCUCUGGGUUGGGGAAGCCCUUCUGCUUGUCCAACAGGCCCAUAAAA
Python bivittatus (Burmese python) is the source of this 2773-nucleotide messenger RNA. RefSeq names its product N-acetylglucosamine kinase (gene NAGK). Gene Ontology annotation, molecular function: N-acetylglucosamine kinase activity. NCBI's taxonomy places the organism in Eukaryota, Metazoa, Chordata, Lepidosauria, Squamata, Pythonidae. The record is from RefSeq and is a predicted model, not a curated record.